CUUUUCCAUGGACUAUACAAAUGGCAAAACUAUGCUAUCCUUUUAUUUUUGAUCGACCAAAUUCCCGGCUGAAAGCUUACCAAAUAAAUUUUGCCAUUUGCCCACAUCAUCCCUCAACUUUACAUACAAUUUCAAAUCUUAAAUACAAAUUUUCUUCAAUCCCGUAAUCUUAAUCAUUCCAAUUGUUCAUCAAUUUGAGGUAAUUUCCCCCAAACUUUUCAUCAAUUUGAGAUGGUGUCUUCUUCACAAACAAUUUACAAUCAAGCCGACUGUGAAGAUGAGGAAGAAAUCUCUUUGAAAAAGAGGAAUGGCAAAAGGCUAUGGAAGAAAGUCAAAUAUCAGCUAAUAGAGUAUCAUUCCUUGCCUCCAUACCUUAGAGACAAUGAGUACAUCUUGAGUCAUUAUCGGUGUGAAUGGCCAUUGAAACAGUUGUUAUUGAGCAUCUUCACCAUCCAUAACGAAACUCUUAAUGUUUGGACGCAUUUGAUUGGCUUCUUUCUUUUCCUAUCUCUGGCCAUAUACACAGCAACUACAGUUCCAGAUGUUAUGGAAUACUACCCUCUGCAACAUUUGGCUGAGAUGCUCAAGAAAGCUGGCUUACACGAUGUUCACUCAACGCUUGUGAGUUGCCUUCCGUCCUUAUCUAACAUUCCUGAUUUCAGUACGCUAAGGAGUGAAUUGAAGGCAUCACUUCCUUAUAUCAAUUCGCUGUCAUCAGUUUCUGGGUGGCAUAUUAUGGAACAUUUGUCAAACUGUUUACCUGAGCGUUUCUCCCAUUUAAACCAGACUGAUGAUCAUUUCUUGUGGAGCGUGAAGGAUAAUUUGCUAAACACAAUUGCACCUUUGGCAGUUGACCCAAUCACAAGAUGGCCCUUCUAUGCCUUCUUGGGUGGGGCGAUGUUCUGUUUGCUGGCCAGCAGCGCUUGCCAUCUACUCUGCUGCCACUCAGAAAGGCUUUCUUAUAUUAUGCUGAGGUUUGACUAUGCAGGCAUUGCAGCUCUGAUUACAACCUCAUUCUACCCUCCGGUUUACUACUCCUUCAUGUGCAACCUGUUUUUCUGCAACCUGUACUUAUCCUUGAUAACAAUAUUGGGAAUUGCAACAAUUGUUUUCUCUCUGUCCCCCGUUUUCCAGAAUCCAGAAUACAGGAGUAUCCGUGCUUCCUUGUUUUUUGGUAUGGGCAUCUCUGGUGUUGCUCCAAUAUUUCAUAAGCUGAUAUUGUAUAGGCACCAGCCUGAAGCAUUGCAGACGACCGGUUAUGAGAUUCUGAUGGGAGCAUUUUAUGGUAUUGGAGCAUUGAUUUAUGCAAAAAGGAUACCCGAGCGAUGGUGGCCGGGGAAGUUUGAUAUUGCAGGUCAUAGUCAUUCAAUCUUUCAUAUUCUGGUGGUUGCUGGAGCUUACACACACUAUCAUACUGGACUCUUGUACCUCAAGUGGCGAGAUGUUCAUGGUUGUUGAAACAUUAAUUUAAUAUAAAUCAGGGUUUGAUUAUUAUCUGAUAAACUUACCAUAAACUGAAUUAACUAUAUACGUAGUACGUGAGAUAGAUGAACAUUCAUAUGGUUCUAUACUUUGUUAACCUUGGAUCUAUGAAAUUGGUACCUCUGUUAUCUCUUA
Spinacia oleracea (spinach) is the source of this 1617-nucleotide messenger RNA. RefSeq names its product heptahelical transmembrane protein 4. NCBI's taxonomy places the organism in Eukaryota, Viridiplantae, Streptophyta, Magnoliopsida, Caryophyllales, Amaranthaceae. The record is from RefSeq and is a predicted model, not a curated record. Gene Ontology annotation, biological process: response to hormone. Bases 232 to 1458 code for a protein of 408 amino acids. The transcript is spliced from 4 exons. Gene Ontology annotation, molecular function: signaling receptor activity. Gene Ontology annotation, cellular component: membrane.